CAUACAUUCAGGAUAACUCACAGACACAUGCAAACCUCGCAAUGUGGGUGGAUUUGGUGGAUUCCUCAGGAUUGAAGCCACAAGAAGGAGCAAUCCACCUCCACAAGAUCUGCAACGCGAGAGGCGCUGGCUGGUGGGAGAGAGCGGGAUUCCGGCGCUUGAGUGGGUGGAAAGGGUUGCAGCAGCAGCAGCAGGAGCAGCGAUGAUGGCCAGAGCGGAGAGCGUCGCAGUGCAAGCUCUGCGAAAUGUGAUGCAGCGCGUGAGUCAAGCCAGCGAGCGUGCUAAUCGGCCCGCCUCCCAGGUGCGACUUGUGGCGGUGAGCAAAACGAAGCCGGUGGAACUGGUUCAGGAGGUUUACGAUGCUGGGCAUCGACACUUCGGAGAGAAUUAUGUGCAAGAACUUAUUGACAAAGCCCCUCAGUUACCCCAGGACAUCAAGUGGCACUUCAUCGGACAUCUUCAAAGUAACAAAGCGAAAGCUCUUAUCACCAGCGUUCCGAACCUGUACAUGGUAGAAGGCGUUGACAGCCAGAAGGUAGCAAAUCACUUGAAUCGAGCGGUGAGUGGACUUGGAAGACCACCUUUGAGUGUCCUUGUGCAAGUGAACACCAGUAGGGAGGAAUCUAAAUCAGGAGUGAAUCCUUCGGAGUGUGUGGAUCUGGCAAAACACUUGAAGGAAGAGUGCCCAAAUCUGAGAUUCUCAGGAUUGAUGACCAUCGGCAUGCUUGGUUACUCAUCCACUGCUGAAUUUUUCAAGACUCUGGUGAAUUGCAGGGAAAAAGUGUGUAAAGAGCUUGAGAUUCCAGUGGAGGAAUGUGAGCUAUCCAUGGGCAUGUCGGGGGACUUUGAACUUGCCAUUGAGAUGGGAAGUACGAACGUGAGAGUUGGAUCUACUAUAUUUGGAGCACGAUCAUAUCCAGGGAGACAGUAAUCCUGAGCUCGACCGCUACUAGCACUAUUGGCAAUUUUGUUUGCCCAAUAUUGUUUCUGGAUAAGAUUCUUAUCAUCAGAUUCUUAUCAUAUUAAACAUUAUCAAGCGUUCAUUUUCUCACCGUACCCAAAAAGUAUUUGAAAAUAAAAUUUGGAAUUCCGGACAUAUCUUUUGAUUUUUUGAAA
Messenger RNA from Physcomitrium patens, 1116 nucleotides. RefSeq lists its product as uncharacterized. Gene Ontology annotation, cellular component: intracellular anatomical structure. Gene Ontology annotation, molecular function: pyridoxal phosphate binding. The record is from RefSeq and is a predicted model, not a curated record. Lineage: Eukaryota; Viridiplantae; Streptophyta; Bryopsida; Funariales; Funariaceae.